CGUUGCCGGUGUAUUAUAGGCGAAUCUGAAUUUCCUCUGGAAAAAGAGUUUAUGUUCCGACGCCCCAACGAAUCGACUCGAUCCUUCCCGUGAAUUUCUCAACUCAUCACUUAAUCGUCUUUAAAUUUAGCAGUUUCGGGUGAAAACACGGGUGUCAAUCAGCAAAGUGUUUGUAACCUCUUUUCAUUGUUUACUCAGUUUGUUGUGCAUUGUAGAGAAAUUCAGUUACUAACGAUGCUGAUUUUAUUGGGUGAAGUACAUUUGUGGACAUUUGAUGAUACUGUUAUUAUUAAAGACACCGAUUUCGGAGCAUUUAGAUACCAUGAGAAGCGAAUUAAUAGUUUGUAUGAGGAAGGUAAACGAUUGUAUUGUCAAAAGCGCAGUAUGGUUUUUACACCUCAGAAUAAAAAGGGCAACAGGUUGAAGGAUGCAAUUAAGUAUUUAGAGGAGCAGCUUAAAGAUAACUCGGUAUUAUAUUUACAAUGGCAUGAUCAUUGUAUCAUUCAUGCAAUGCUUAGUUCAGGCUUAUUGAUUCAACUGCAAAUUAACAUUCCUACCGGUGAUGUACAGAAAAUAAUAUUUGAUAAGUAUCUCGUUGGGAAAGUAUCCGAUCACAUAUCUGAUGUUAUGAUUACAAAGAACCAUCUGAUUUGCACAUACAAUGACAGUCAAAUAACCCUCGUUCACUUUACAAAACCAAGAAGACAUGUCUUUGAAAAGAUCGGAAGACUGGAUCCAAAAUUAAUAACGGUUGACCUCUCUGGUCCCUGUGGGCGCAGACUAGAUAAGAAAAUAGAAGUUAAUAAAACAGGUGAUUUGAUUUUAAUUUGGUGGAAAUCCACAAUGAACGAAGUGUACCCGUGGAGUCCUACGGUGAAAGAACAUGAUCGUGCUAAUGUGCAUCUAUAUCGCCUUACUGGCGUAAAAGUGGAGCUGCUGUGUUAUUUACGCACUGAAUUAGAUCCAUUGUGCAUAAUAUUUGAUACAUACCAUGAUAAUGUUCUUCACUCGGUCGAGCAAAAAGUCUCUCGAAAGGGGGAAGUAACGAUCGAGUGGCGUACGUAUGAAGUAUCGCAGCAGGACAAGUUGCAAAGGAUUGCAAUUAUUUCUGUUCCAUUGCCAACGCAUACAAGCUGUGUUAAAUUUUCUCCAAACCAUGACAUGUUAUUGUUAUGUUGCAUUGAUGGCUCGAUAACUUUGCACGAUCAAACUAAAGGAACCAGUAGCAGCAUUAAAACAGCUUUUAUACCCACAUUAGCUUCGUGGCAUAAUGACGGAAUGAUAUUUGCCAUUGGUAAUGAAAGAGGACAAUUCCAGCACUUUGACAUCUCCUUGUCGUGUAUCAGGAGCCAAAUGCUCAGCGAAGAUACGACGUCUGCAAACAUUUUGGAUUUGUCCACAUACUUCAGAAGUCAACCUGCCUUAUUGCGUAUGGAAUGGAACAAGAAAAUUGAUGCAGCAUCGUACCUGGAUCAUUACUAUAAUGGAGAUUCCUUGUUUUUACUUCUUUUUGAACGGGGUCCUUUAGGAGUUAUUAGAAUCGUCGAAGGCGAGAAUCUAUCAGGAGAUGUUUUGAUACACAAACAUUUAAGCCUUUCCCAAGUGGAACGAGCCACUUCCUUACUACUCUUUAUGAACUGGGAUAUCCAUCCUCGAGCCUGCAUGCACUCAUUAAAUCAGAUUCUUAAUUAUUUAUUCAAGCUGCCGUUAACACCAGAACGAGAAAGUCUGAUUCAAAACGCUCUAGGCAGUUUUCAUGUACCUGUUAGACCAAUAAGUCAAACCAUCGAAGAGGAGUAUGGUGAUGAAGUGAGAGAUCUUACAAGGAGAUUUUUCCACCAUCUGUUAAGAUACAAGCUUUUUGAGAAGGCUUUUCGACUGGCCAUAGACUUGAAUGAUCACGAUCUCUUUAUGGAUAUACAUUUCUAUGCAUUGGUCAUGAACGACAUGGAAAUGGCAACAGCAGCGAAAGAAAAGGCUGAACAGAUUUUAAGUAGAUCGAACAGCUGCAGCAGUAGUCACUCAACAUGCUCCCGACCGUCAUGUUCUUUGUGUUCGGGUUCAGCCAGUGACAAAGAGAACGCAUCUUAUAGUGACGGCAGUGAAACUGAAGACUCUCGCCAUGAAGAUAGAACAGAUUUGUCUUCGAGGCAACCAUUCAUCAGAAACACGAGCAGCCAGGUUCCCCCUUUACCUGUUCUUCAUCCUUCCCUAUAUAGCAGUAGUGGUCUAAUGUCAACUUCCUUCACCGAUGCCACUGCAUCACUAAAUCCAGUCGAUAGUAAUUUGAUGACAACUCCAUUCAAUGUGCCCACAACUGGUCUUACUGGGACGAUAUGUGACAGUACGGCGCAUAAUUUAGUGCCCAGUGAUCUUUUGCCAACUACGUCUUUCAGCAAGCUCCCCUAUAAGCCAGUGUUAAACUUUGUGCCAAUUGCUCCAACGAGUUCUGUCGGCAACUGCCAGCCUUUGAAUAGUGUUUCUACUAGUUUGACAAAUGUGUCAUAUGGCAAUCUGUCACUCUGUGCCUUGAAGUCAGUGUCUCUUAGUCAUCUAAAGUGCAAUCAUAGUGCAAGUGAUUUAAUACAAUCUUCUCUCACUAGAACGUCUAAUGUUUCUGGUGUUGUAACAGGAACAUCGUUUCAAAGUAAUAGUUUUGUGUCAACUCCAUUCAAUGAUCCUACAUACGAAUCGGUAUCGAUGGAUGUGCCUCCAAGCUUCUCUUCAGUCACUCCAGAAGGUUCGGAACAUAAUUUUACGUCAACUUCUUUUACCGGUCCGACAUCAAGCUCAAUGUCAAAUCUGUGCAGUGGUUCAUUAGGUGACUCAACUGUGGAAAAUAAAAGUGAGAUCGGUGCACAACCAUCAUCAAAGUACUCCAGGUCAACCGAUGUGUCAUGUGGUGCUUUAGUUAGUGACAGCGAUGCAUUGAUCGAAACUACUGCAGCAUUUAAUAAUGUUGAUACUGGUUAUACUGUUCUACCUUUCUAUAAUUCAGGCAGCAACUUGAUGUCUACAUCGUUUAACGAUCCAGACGAUAGCACAUCGGAUCAAUAUGAAAAAGGUAGCACUUAUUCAUCCACGCUUGAUAAUAUCUCCGAUAGCUCUUCGUUCCAACACCUUGGUAAGGCUCCUCACUCGAUGACUACGAAAAAGCAUGCUGAAGUGCCACCCCCACCAUCUAUUACAAACUCUUUUGCAAGUUAUACCCACAAUUUACCAAAGAAGAAUUACACCUUAUCUAGAAAUAGCACGACAAGAACUGAUACGGAAGAUCCUACACUGAAGUUUCAAGUUUCUGGGACUGCAAACUCUGUUCCGCAGAUUCCACGAAGAGACAAUUCUACUACGAAGGUGAAUCACGGUCAAAUAAAAAAUAAUUUCCACCCAACGAGGACUUAUAGACUGAAUUACGAUUUGGAUUACGUUCCAUUUCAUGGAAGUUGUGACAACUUGAGUGAUCAGUAUCUCACUAACAGUCAUGCGAAGUCAGGCUCAGUCUCUUCGAUGAAUCACUUGCAUUGUAAUUACAACGUGCAAUGCAAGCCUUUAGAAAUCAAACCUUUUAGGCUAGGAAUCUCUCAAAACAGUGGAAGUGCUUUGUCGUGUAAGGAAUCAAAGAUGUCCUCUAAUGUGCCACCGCUACCCAUCAUAAACCCUUCACUGCCCAACACAAAAGCUUUGCCACAUUGUCUCCCUCCAGUUGACACUCCCUCCAUGUCGACAGAAAAACCAAAAGUCAAGUUCUCAGACACUGUUACCCACAUUUUGGUGCCAGGAAUGGGACAAGCAUAUCGACCAGUUCCAAAAAGACCUACAACGCACUUACAUCCAAUGGAUCCAAAACGAGAGUUAGCCGAGAGUUUACCUCUAUGUUUAGGAAAUGAGGAUUAUCUGAAAGAUUUCCAACCAUUAUCAAAGGACAUCGAUGUGGAAAAAGCAAAGGAACCUGUCAAAACCGAAGAAGCUGGUAAAAUUAAGGUGGUCCAUUUUGGCCUUUUGUAAGAAACGUUUCAUACCAUUUUUAUUAAUGCAAAGGCAGCUACAAUUAGUUUAAAAAACUUUGUACAUAUUUUCCACAAGAGAUAUUUUCAUAAAUACAUUUUGUAAUAAAGAUUAAAAUGGAUGUCGAGCACUUGCAAUGCUUGUAUUCAACGUGAACAGAAA
Messenger RNA from Orussus abietinus, 4167 nucleotides. RefSeq names its product WD repeat-containing and planar cell polarity effector protein fritz (gene frtz). Bases 235 to 4005 code for a protein of 1256 amino acids. Gene Ontology annotation, cellular component: axonemal basal plate. The transcript is spliced from 14 exons. Gene Ontology annotation, molecular function: protein binding. Gene Ontology annotation, biological process: nervous system development; cilium organization; establishment of protein localization. NCBI's taxonomy places the organism in Eukaryota, Metazoa, Arthropoda, Insecta, Hymenoptera, Orussidae. The record is from RefSeq and is a predicted model, not a curated record.